This is a messenger RNA of Cyprinodon tularosa, 1626 nucleotides long. RefSeq names its product ras-related protein Rab-8B-like. The record is from RefSeq and is a predicted model, not a curated record. Gene Ontology annotation, molecular function: GTP binding; GTPase activity. Gene Ontology annotation, cellular component: trans-Golgi network transport vesicle; plasma membrane; endosome. Gene Ontology annotation, biological process: cellular response to insulin stimulus; protein secretion; protein localization to plasma membrane. Lineage: Eukaryota; Metazoa; Chordata; Actinopteri; Cyprinodontiformes; Cyprinodontidae. The transcript is spliced from 8 exons. Bases 1 to 624 code for a protein of 207 amino acids.
AUGGCGAAAACAUAUGACUACCUCUUCAAACUGCUGCUCAUAGGAGACAGCGGCGUCGGAAAGACAUGUCUGCUGUUCAGGUUCAGCGAGGACUCCUUCAACACCACCUUCAUAUCCACAAUAGGUAUUGACUUCAAGAUCAGAACCAUAGAGCUGGAAGGAAAAAGAGUCAAACUCCAGAUUUGGGACACUGCAGGACAGGAAAGGUUUCGCACCAUUACCACAGCAUACUACAGAGGCGCCAUGGGAAUUAUGUUGGUCUAUGACAUCAGCAACGAGAAGUCCUUCGACAACAUCAAAAACUGGAUCAGAAACAUUGAAGAGCACGCCUCAUCUGACGUGGAGAAAAUGAUCCUGGGUAACAAAUGCGACAUGACUGACAGGAGACAGGUGUCGAAGGACCGUGGUGAAAAACUGGCCAUCGAUUAUGGAGUGAAGUUCUUAGAAACUAGCGCCAAGUCUGGCUUUAAUGUAGAAGAGGCCUUUUAUACGAUUGCAAGGGACAUUUUAAACAAUCUGUGCUCAAAAACGACUGACAGCAGCGGCGGAGGAACAGGGAAACCGGUGAAGAUCACAGAUAAGAAGUCUAAGAGAAUUAAAUUCUUCAAGUGCUCUCUCCUCUAAGCUACAGACGGAUGGGCGUCACACCUCUUUCGUGACCUUGCUUGUCGUCGAGGACUUCCUCUCAGGCUCCGUCGCUGCAGCUGCACCAGUGCUGCUCUUGCACACACAGGGUCUUACUGCCAUCUGAGGUCACCUGUUCAUGGCGGUUGUGACGCUCCUGGCCUGUUCUGCUGAUCAGAAGACUUUCGACAGGGGCCCCUAGACUUUAUAUCUGCUCAUGCAAAAGACUUUUGCAGGCGUUUGUAGCUUUCCCUGCAGAAGGCAAACACUCUGCUGGAGUUUAUAAUAUGAAAAUGUAUCAGUUGCACACUAUUGUAUUAUUAUUUAACAUAUUGUAGCACCAUUUUUAUAUCAUAUGUACUACCUAGUAUAAGAAUUCCUAUGCCGAUGCUGUGAGAGAUCAUGUUCCAGCGUUGAUUGUGCCUGUCUGUUUGACGUUCAUGUAUGUAUUAAGCUUCUGGCCUUCUGUUGCACUGACAUUAGUUCUGCUGCUGAGGAAUGUUGUGAUAAAAUAGCUAAAAAAAAAAGCAAACAAGUGCAAAAUGUUGUAUUUUGAUAGUUUUUAUUCUUUUUUUUUUCUUAUAGAACCUACAUGUACACAGGUUUUUGGUGUUUAAAUGAAACUGUGAAAGGUGUUUAUUUCUUAGAACCAGGACUGAAUUUAUACUUUUUACAAGUGUGAUGUUUAUUGCAUGAAAGCGGUAGGGAGAUCCCUAUGGAGGCUCAAUACUAAGCACAGAGCAUCUGAAGAAAAAAAAAAGUUUACAGGUAGUAUUCGAAAAUGACGAGCGUAUAUGUAGAAUGUUGUUUUUUUUUUUUGCUAUUCACAUUGUGUAUGCAUGCCUUUUUUUAUUUUAUACUAAAGAGAAGAUGUGUGGUAGGUUUCCCUUAAAGUUCCUCUAAAUGAAAACACAACUGGGAAAAACUGUAAUGUGACUGGUAGACUGUAACUUCUAUCUUACACUCACUGAAAGCAGCAGCAGUAAAGAAAAAAAAAUCUUA